GUGGGAGGACAAGAGCGAGAGAGAACAGACAAGCAUAAAAAAGGCGAAAAGAAUAGAACAAGAAAAGAAAAGAAGAAACUAAAGACACAGAUAUAAAGAAGACACAAAGAGGAAAGUGAAAGGCUGAGGGAGUUGUUGCUCUGUUGGGCGUCCAUCCAGCAGACUGCAGAGACUUCACUUUGUGUCCAAGUGAGUGGACAAAACCAGUGUGACUGGGAGGCUAUUGGGAGGACGGACUGGUUUCUACACACAGUGAGCAGACUGCCAAGCACCAUGGCUGACAACGUGAACGAGGAGUCGGAUUAUAACCCAGGGAAAGAUGAGCUGAACUGGGGCUACGAGGAAGGUGUAGAAUGGGGACUCCUUUUCCCAGCAGCCAACGGAGAGUACCAGUCUCCCAUCAACUUAAACUCCAGGGAGGCUCAGUAUGACUCGUCCCUCCUAGAUGUCGGCCUAUCACCAAACUAUGUGGUGUGUCGAGACUGUGAGGUCAUCAAUGAUGGACACACCGUCCGCAUCAUUCUCAAGUCCAAGUCAGUGGUUACCGGGGGUCCGUUGCCUAGUGAUCAUGAGUACGAGCUUCAUGAGGUUCGAUUCCACUGGGGCAAGGAGAACCAGAGAGGAUCAGAGCACACUGUCAACUUCAAGGCUUUCCCUAUGGAGCUGCAUCUGAUUCACUGGAACAGCACUCUGUUUAACACUCUGGAGGAUGCUCUUGGGAAGAAGAAUGGAGUCCUCAUCAUAGCUCUUUUUGUUCAGAUCGGUAAGGAGCAUCUGGGUCUGAAGGCCAUCACUGAAGUGCUACAGGACCUGCAGUACAAGGGCAAGAGCAAGAUAAUCCCCUGCUUCAACCCCAACACUCUGUUACCAGACCCUCUACUGAGAGACUACUGGGUGUAUGAAGGAUCUCUGACCACACCACCUUGUAGUGAAAAAGUGACCUGGAUCCUGUACCGCUACCCUCUCACCAUCUCACAGCUACAGAUCGAGGAGUUUCGGAGGCUGCGGUCUCAUGUCAAAGGGGCGGAGCUGCUAGAAGGGAAUGAUGGGAUGUUGGGGGACAACUUCCGUCCAACCCAGCCGCUCAGUGACCGGACUGUUCGCGCCGCCUUCCAGUGACUCUCACUCUCCACUGCCAAAACAGAAAAACUACAGGACCUAGAGAUACAUGUGCUGAAGGUAACAGUGUCAAAGGAAUUUGUCAGAUCACAAAUGAUCAUUUACAUAUCAAUCACUGAAUCUGUGUUAAGUUGAAUUAGAAAGAACACAUACAGGAAACUGUGU
Messenger RNA from Plectropomus leopardus (leopard coralgrouper), 1284 nucleotides. NCBI's taxonomy places the organism in Eukaryota, Metazoa, Chordata, Actinopteri, Perciformes, Serranidae. The record is from RefSeq and is a predicted model, not a curated record.